ACCAGCAACACGGGGAGCUAGAUGAGUAGCUGUCUUGGAAAUAACGGGAGGGAACGCUGUCGCCAUAAUUUAAAAUAUGUGGUGGAAACAGAAGGUGAUUAUGAAGAUGAGACCUGUUUUACACUUCUGAAAAUGAGGACAUGUUUAGAACCAGAACUGCUUCAGGACAGCUGUUAGUCUAAAGAUGGAACUACUGGGGCAUCGCUUUCUCCCCCCCUCUCUCUCAUUAGCUACACCAUGAAGAGUGAUGCUGGAGGUGAUGACGUUGAGGUUCCUGUGGAGAAUGAGGCGUUCAUGGAUGAUUUCUUUGCUCAGAUUGAAGAUAUCCGUACCAGCAUUGACAAGAUUGAUGAGAGCGUCACAGAAAUAAAAAAAUUCUACUCGACCAUCUUGUCAGCCCCCACAUCUGACCAGAAAACACAGGAUGAUGUUGAAGCCCUCACUAAUGAGAUCAAGAAGUCAGCCAACAAUGCAAGAAACAAACUCAAGACUAUUGAGCGCCAGCUUGAGUCAAACACAGACGAGAGGGCCUCAGCUGACCUCAGAAUACGCAAAUCACAGCAUGCGAUCCUGGCCAAGAAGUUUGUAGAGGUGAUGACAAAAUACAACGAGGCUCAAGUUGACUUCAGAGAUAAGAGCAAAGGACGAAUUGCCCGACAGCUGGAGAUCACGGGGAAAGCAACAACUGAUGAAGAGCUGGAAGAGAUGUUGGAGGGAGGCAACUCAGCUGUCUUUACUGCUGGGAUCAUGGACUCUAAGAUCAACCAGCAGGCCCUGAAUGAGAUUGAAGCUCGUCACAAAGACAUCAUGAGACUGGAAAGCAGCAUCAAAGAGCUCCAUGACAUGUUUGUUGACAUCGCCAUGCUGGUUGAGAACCAGGGUGGCAUGAUUGACAGAAUUGAGAGCAACAUGGAUCAAUCAGUGGGCUUCGUAGAGAGGGCAGUGGCCGACACAAAGAAGGCAGCCAAAUUCCAGCAGGAGGCGCGCAGGAAACAAAUGAUGAUCUUCUGCUGCUGUGUGGUCUUGGCCCUCAUCCUUGGUUCAUUUCUCUACAGCUUCAUCAAAUAGAAAACCUAAACCCACCAGUCUACCUACUGGUCCAUACAGUAAAGGGG
Molecule: messenger RNA, 1115 nt
Organism: Acanthopagrus latus (yellowfin seabream)
Lineage: Eukaryota; Metazoa; Chordata; Actinopteri; Spariformes; Sparidae
Gene: stx3a
Exons: 10
Coding region: 238-1068 (276 amino acids)
Biological process (GO): synaptic vesicle fusion to presynaptic active zone membrane; exocytic insertion of neurotransmitter receptor to postsynaptic membrane; intracellular protein transport
Cellular component (GO): postsynapse; SNARE complex; plasma membrane
Molecular function (GO): SNAP receptor activity; SNARE binding
Source: RefSeq, a predicted model, not a curated record